Molecule: messenger RNA, 3293 nt
Organism: Pararge aegeria (speckled wood butterfly)
Lineage: Eukaryota; Metazoa; Arthropoda; Insecta; Lepidoptera; Nymphalidae
Gene: Cipc
Exons: 2
Coding region: 123-551 (142 amino acids)
Source: RefSeq, a predicted model, not a curated record
UUCAACUCCGACAGUCAACCACAACACGUUCGAAUCUCAAACGGUUCGCACGCGUCGAUCUCUCGCGAUCAGUACUCUCUUGAGCUAUUUUUGUGCGUGUUUCAAAGCUGUGUUUUACGAGCAUGUGUGAGAAGAGGAUAAGCAAACUUAAAAAAGGGUCGCAUUUAACCCGCCAGCGCGAAGCUAGACGCUUCCAAAGGCUGCAGUGGAUGGCUUCCCCAACGCCAGCUGAUGAAGCUCCACCAGCAUCCGCCCCAGCGCAGGCCUCAGCGCCUCAAGGGGCCAUCGAUAAGGCCAUCCACAACCGGGUCAUUCUCGAGCUGGCGUGGAAAACCAUUGCGCUAAUGCACAAAAAUAGGCUGAUACAACAGAAAAUUAUCGCCCUGCAAAGGGAAACCUCGGAGUUUGUUACCACAGUCAUGAGCAACCCUGAAAAUAGGCGGCGGUACUUAGAACAUGUCCGGCUUUACGGCGCUGGUCUUGUCACCUUGCAGCCAACGGAAGAGCCGCAGAAUCCUCCCUUACCUAAAAUAGAGCCAACGUCAGAUUAAAUAGGUUCAUCUUGAACAAAGUUUCAGUUUUCAUCACGUAAGUUGACUCUCCUAUUCAGUGGCUUUUCUGACAGUAACCGUCAAACAGUCCGUUUUGUAUGAGAAUGACCGUAUGGCACCUUGUUGGAAAAGUUACUUAAUCGACCAGCCGUCUUGAGCUUAGCCAUGAUUCCCUUUAUUAGCUUUUAAUACAGGAAAUCCUUGAACCUCUUUCAUUUCAUGCGCGCCUAAUGUGGCCUCUCGCCUACUCCUGGUAAUCAGCCUCUACUUACGUGACGGUAACCAAGCGAAUGUGUAAAUGAACGACAGUGUGUUUAGUUAUUAAGUUAUUCUAUUGUAAGUUUAAUUUUUGUUUAAGUAGAUAUUUUGGUAUAUUGUGAUAAUUUUUCACCAGAAUAUUAAGUCAUAUAGUGGUUAUUUUAUUUUAGUACUUAUUGGCGGAGGUAAAUAUCGUAAAUACAGCUCCCUAGCACUGAAGUGGUACUGGUGAUACGAAUAAUUACUUAUACUUAUGAUGAUGAUAUAACACACUAGCGGUUGACAACAAACUCACCUGGUUCAUAUGCCUGGUAAUUGGUAUAUGAAUACCAGACAUUAGACAUAUGAGAAGAUAAGUCACAAAGUGCUUUAUGCGAGUUGGUGGAAUAUUGACGACAUUAGGAUGGGGAACCCGACCAAAAACAUAUAAAGAGAAGCAAAAUAUAGUCCAUGGUCAUAGCUAGUAUUAAAAAUAUAUCUUCUUAUGGUGUCGGUAACUUUAGCGAAGGGCUGCGCUUGCGCACCGGUACUCUCAAUGAGUAUACAAAGAAGUUUAUUUACUUUUACUCAUUACACGUAUUAUUAUGGCAGUACUUUAUGCACGUUCAAACUUAAUCAUGAUAUAAAAUAAUCAUUCAGUGUUAAAUAACCUACUCGGUGCUAGCAGUGCCGGUAUUUUGGUAUACACACUUUUUUUCUUUUUUGCCUUCCAGCUAUAAUAUUUAAAUAUAGUGUCUUAUUCAAAAAAAGUUGUGGCUAUUAUAGGUAACCUUCUUGUUGUAAACUUAUCGAGGUUGUUAUUUACGAGGCUGUUAGUGUACCUACCUAGAUUGAAAAUGUAUAAUUAUGAAAAAAUAUUGUACCUAAUUAUAAACUUAUAAUGUAAAGGAACGUAAGAGAAAAAAUGGAAGAAAUACCUAGAUACAGACUAAAAUUCUAAAAACACGGUAAUCAAAGGGUUUGAAGUAACGUUUUUAGUCUUUUACGGUCUCAUAUGCCUAGAUAGAAUAUUACCUACAUAUAGUUUCAAUAUUUCAAUUGAUGCUCAGACAAUUGAUUUGAUGUUAAAAUCUUACUAAGGUUAUAUUGAUUCAGUUAACAUUUUUAUAUCGUAGGUACAUCGGGUUUAUUUUCGUGGUCUAAGAUCAAUGGUGUACUAAAUAGAUAUGUUACACAAUUCUAUGAAAAAUCGUACAGCAAAAGUGAUCGAUUAUUGUUUAAAAUAAAAUUUAGUAAAUUGUUCAGAAAUAUCAAAUUGAAUUUACGUUACGAAUGUUUUUAUCUCAAAUAAAAUAUUAGGUACCUUACAUAGAAUAGUCACGUGCUUUAUGUCGGAUAGAAGGACUACGUUUAAGGAGGAUGGUUUUCUAUAUUCGCUAUCAAACAGCGGCCAUUUUGCAAUGGUGAAAACCUACCUGCUUAAGGUGCUGAGUGCUGCUAAAAGAUGUUGAAAUAUCUUUAAUUAUUAAUAAUAAUAUGUGUAGUUCUUCACAGAGCUAAUAAUAUGUGUUAUUCUUGACCAUAUUUCUGCCGAAAUGGUUGUCCGCCAUAAACGAUACAGUAAAACUUUCUCGUUAAAAAUAAUACAAAGUUACUCUACUCUUACGUUACUGUGUAACGAAAAUUUGAAGUAGGUACUUAUUAAAUUUCUCUUUUCUCUCAGUUCUUAGUUAUUUAUUAAAAUUAUGGCAUAAAAUAAAAAAUACCAUAAAAAAACUAGAUAGACAUUAGUACUGAGUAUAUGUCAUAUUUUUUUUAUUUACUAAUUCCAAAGACUUCGAUGACUUCUGUCACUUAUGUGACUGAUGUCACAAUCUUAAAGAUUCAAACUUUAAGGGAUACUUUGCGAGUUAGAGCGUUAAUUAAUGUAAUUUGAAAUAAUUACAAAUUGUGAUUUCAUCAUAUUAAGACCUUAUUAAGUUAGGAAAAUAUUUUAUUGAGUUGAAAAAUAAUACUCUUAGUAAAAAAUCGGUAAAAUAAUGUAUUGUAUCGCUUACAUUAUUGCAAGAAGGUGCAUUAGGUUUUGUUAUUAAUUAAGUAAUAUUAUAACAGUUGUGUUUAGGAUUCAUAUUUUGUUAUCUGGAAAGCAUUAAGCUUUAAUAGUUUUUAGAUGAUUUCUACACGCAGAUCUACCAAAAACUGUGUUCAUAUUGCAUUAUAUCUGCAUUACCUAUUUAGUGUUAGAUGACUUUUGGAUGAAACAUUAAUAAAAUCUCACCGUAUUCAAGUAAACUAAUUUUUACGUCGCUGCAUCCUGAUCGUGUGUUUUCCUAAUAUUUCUAGAUUAGGUAAAUUAAUAUGAUAAAAGUUACAAAUAGAUAUACCUACUUUUACUUUUUACUUACUGUAAAGGUUUAUGAGAUAAAUGCAGAGUAAUCAAAGUAUUAUUCCGAUAAUAUUUAUCACGAUCCUACUUUGGAAAGUAGGUAUUAAUAUUUUAAUUUUAGAUGCACAACACUCCCCGUGUUUAAUUUUAAGAUAGAC